Molecule: messenger RNA, 3063 nt
Organism: Striga asiatica
Lineage: Eukaryota; Viridiplantae; Streptophyta; Magnoliopsida; Lamiales; Orobanchaceae
Source: the annotation of a GenBank genome assembly
UUUUUACACUGUUACCCCUCAGUUGUUGCCCUUUUCUUCCCGAUUACGUCUCCACCAACUCCCCUAUUCUCUCCUUUGACUGCCCAGUACAAUGUCGGUAUUCAGAUCUCAAAAAUCCUCUCCAAAAAUCAUCUAUACUCUCCAAAAAUCCUCUCACUCAGAUCUAAAAAAAAAAAAAAUUCCGCAAACCAAAGAACGGCGGCGUCAAGGUUACGGACGAAGGUCUGCCGUGCAAGGAGCACCUGCGACGGCUAUCAAGCAACAAAACUGUUUGCCCUCAUGUGGAGAUGGACGACGGCCUCCUGAACUUUCACGCGAUUGGUUAUUGUUCGACAAGCAUAUGUGGGAUAUGAGGAGCUUCGCCACCUCGACGGACGGCGUGGAGACGCCAGCAGACACGAGGCUCGAGGACAAUCGCGAGACCCAAAUUAGAGAGUCGGUGCCCCUCUCCUGCGCGGCCUCCGUCAGCUUCAGCAUGGCGUCAUAGAGCCGCCGCCUCUACGCCGUCAUCCGACUGCCAGAACCUAGAUUCCGGAGGAAAUCGUGGCAGGCGUAGGUUUUAGAAAAAGCCCCCACAAAAAUUUCAUUUUUUUUUCGGUUUUUACUGCCAAAAUUUUGACCGAGAAGAGACUUAUGCAAGGAUUUUGUUCCCCGAAAAUCUGCACUGUCGUACCUGCAAAUGAUUUUGGAGCUUGCGUGGUGCAUGGCCUUCCGGGAUUUGCGCUAUGUAAGUAAAGUGGGAAGAAGGACUUCUCAACCGCGAUUUUGGAGAGCAAGAAGGCGGCUAAUUAGCUAAUUGUAGAUGGGGCUGUCAACGGUGACAUCUGACAUCUUCGUCGUCUCUCUUCACCAGAACACCAUGAAAACGAUAUCUUUGGAGGACGCCUCACUGCUGAGAUCGAUGACCAAAAUGUCUAUCCCACAAAAGCACGAGCUUGCGGAACUAGGGGGACGUCUUAAACCUCAAUCCUACCGUUUCAGUCUAUCAAAGUUUUUCCUUUCUCACGUGGCUCAAUUGACGUUGGUUUUUCGCCGUCCCAGGUUUAAUUGUUGAAGUUUCUUUUCUCUGUUGGUCGCCGGCGUUUGUUAAACCAUACACCCUGUGACAAAGGGAUUCUAAAAAAGAAAGAAAAAUUGCAGUAAACAAGAAUGGCUUCAGUUGUGCCAAUUUCAAUUGACUCCUACAAUCACGGGUUUGUCGGCGCCGGAAAAAUGGCUGAGAGCAUUGCAAAAGGCGUUGUCAAAUUAGGGGUUUUGCCUGCUUCUAGCAUUCGGGCUGUACAUCUUGCCACCUCUCGACGUACUGCCUUCGAGUCGUUUGACGUCAAAGUCCUUUCUCACAACAUGGAGACAUUUGAGUCUCAAUUUGAUGUUGAAAAUGCUAAGCUCAUGUGGGCUGAUACGAUUCAGUGGAUAAAAGAAUUCCAUACUGAUACUAUUCUGGAGGGAGGAAAUAUAAUGCAGCCAUUUAUAACGAGAGCUCAUGAAACGUUAUAUAAGCUCAGCAGGUCUGAAAUGAUGCAAGAAUUAGACGAUGUGUCUAAUCGACAGUCCCAAGCAACCAACCGUGGACCAAGAAUUGAAUGUGAACCAGAGCAUUUAGUAGAAGAAUUCGACGCAAAACAAGAUAUUGGCGAGAAGCAUAGAUAUGAGGGGAAUGACAAGGAUGGGCUGGACAUGAUGACUGAGACGGAUAUCAACAUUGUCAUCAUGUUCGGUGGGUGUUGUGUAUAUUGUGUACUCUGUGUCAUGACGGUGAAGAACUUUGAUCCAGCCAGGUAUGCUGGAAGAUGGUUCGGAGUGCAGGGUCAAGAAGAUUGCCAUUGCACUCAGGUUCCUCGACCACUAGCAGACACUGAGGUUGAGAGUUGUGCUCUUCAAAUUAAGGUUGUGCUUUCCAUGGACCUCAACCGAUCUUCUUAUGCCCCCAAUCAAAUUUAAGGCAAUCUUGACUGCUUUCGGGUAGCAGCCAAAAGGACACGACUUAAACAGUGCGAUCCAAACAUGUGUUGUUGUUUAUUAAUUAUUGAGGUUUGGUUGGGUGGAGUGCAAGCCCUACAAUAUAUCUAUGAAGUAUGGUGUUCGAAAGAAGAACAUACACGUGUGAGUGACAAGAAAUCAGAUGUUUGGAGACUAGGAUUGGUGUUAUACUAUUGUUUAAGUGGCUGUGGUAUAUGGCCAUUUUCUGUUGAUACUGUGAAGUCAUUAACGGGUCAUGCUCUAAUCGAACGGGUGAAAGAUGCAUUCAAGAAAUUAGACCACUUUCCUUAAGCUGUUAGUCUACUGAAAAAUCUUUUGGGUCCAUCAGAUAAAAGAUUGGAUACAAGGGUUGUGCUCCAGCACACGUUCUUUUGAACAAAAUGGAAGAAGCUGGAAUUUUUAUCUGCGGUUAGUGAGUCUAGCAUUAAUAUGAGAAAUCAAAUGAACAAAUCAAGUACGUAUAAAGAAUGGCGUAAGCUAGUUGAGAAUGCCCUGUUCGAUGAGAUGCAUAGUAUGGCCAAAGCGAAUUGGUCAUCUGGGUAUCUUAUGGAGACCAUAAAUAUAUUGUUGAAGUUCGUGAGAAAUUUGAGAAACCACUUCAACGCCCUGUCAGCUGAAAAUCAGACAUUGUUGGAAAAUGAUGUCGCUGGCUACAUAGACAAAAAAUUUCCAAAACUAUUGACGAAGUCUAUCAAGAGGUCAUCGAGUUAGGUGGAGAUCACAAAACCACUCUUCAUAUGUAUUAUGAUUGAGGGGCUCAAUGAGAAAGCAUCAGAAGCAAAAAAAGAGAAUUGACUUUUUAUUUUAUUCCUUUUGGGUGAGCAAAGGUCGUUGACCGCUGCCAUUGAACUCAUUAGAUGUUUGAGAAUGAUUAAAGAACAUGAUCUUGUUGUUGAUAAGAAUGGUUGUGUAUCUUAUUGGCUUUAGACUGUUUUGUUAUUUGUAAUUGUAAGGAACACUUGUGUUUAGUGUUUCCUCCGUUGGCUCCCUUGUAUAUUGUUGUGUUUUGGGGCUUUGUUUGACCCGUUGCUUACCCGAUUCUUUGUAUUUUUGAGUUUCCUUAUAAUGUUUUUUUUUUUCAAG